This is a messenger RNA of Dicrocoelium dendriticum, 1548 nucleotides long. Lineage: Eukaryota; Metazoa; Platyhelminthes; Trematoda; Plagiorchiida; Dicrocoeliidae. The record is from the annotation of a GenBank genome assembly.
AUGAUUGCACCACUGCGACCCAUAUACCAACUGAAGUCAUUUAUGAUACACGAUAUCUUGAAGCAAACCCUAACCGAACGGGAGGAAAUUGAGAUUUCUUCCGUCGAAAACCUCACUGAAGGGGAAAACACCUGGUCUUGGGUGGAUAGGGAUCGGAUUUUUCAACUGAAGCAUGACCUUGAAAGCGGACUCCAAGAACACUACGAACCGAUAAGUAAUCCUCGUAAAGAUACGUCCAAUAAUGGUGAGACGGCAUCGAAAACAACUAGCUGCGAAUCAGCAUCAGCUCAACCUUCUUCGGAUCAGUUUUCACCACAAGGGGCAUAUCUGGAACCAUUACACCGGUUUGGCGUGCUAAGUGCUUGCGACUCGGAGACAUGCAGUUCAUCGAAUGAGCGCAUCAUUGAAUCUCAUGAUACUGAUGGAGGAUUCCACGUGCCGCACGUUCCAAGCAGCGACAGAACCCCGGACCCCUGUGAAGGCAGUGGCGGAGGGAAGGUGAAGAAGCUUCGGAAAGCGCGAACCGCAUUCUCCGAUGCCCAACUGAAUGAGUUGGAAAAGAUGUUCGAUCAUCAAAAGUACCUCAGUGUACAGGACAGGAUCGAACUUGCCGACCGCUUGCACUUGACAGACACGCAAGUGAAAACCUGGUAUCAGAACAGACGAACAAAGUGGAAGAGGCAGACAGCAGUUGGUCUUGAACUUCUCUCUGAAGCGGGGAACUUUGUUGCUGUGCAACGGAUAAUUCAAUCAAAUCCUUAUUGGACCUACCACCCAGCAGCUCAAUCCAUACUAUCCAGCAUGAGAGCUAUGUCAAAAAAGAGCUCUGAAACCACUUUUGUGUUCGGCACGAGCGCAGAUGAUGUUAAAGUGCGAUCGGAUAUCGACGGAUGGAAGACAGGUAUUUGCUCGUUGACGCCCACAGAACAGGAGUACAAGCAUGCCUGGACCAGCGCAGCAACAGUUGAUUCCGAAGCGAUCUCCAUCAGAACCACACCUAAAUCCAGCUUUGGCGUUGAAUCCCGAUUUCCAGAGAAACAUAGGACGUUGUUCGUUUCAGAACCACUUGACCUUCAUCUUAUGCGUAUUAACAAAUCCGAUGAGCCUAAAGACCCGCAGUCUUCCACAUUUCCUGAUUACCUAACGUUGUACAUAAAGUGCUUAGCGGACUACUCCCAGUACUGUGACACACAGAGCUCUUGGGCAAUCACACCCUUGCCUGAAAAUGAUAUCACGUUAAACUGUUGUCCGGAGAGCAAACCAUCUGGAUCCAUAGACUUCAGAAGACUACCUGACAACUCAUGCACCACCAUCUUCGAGAACCUUACCAGCCAUGGUCCACGUGACAUUAUCCCAACAACAGAUGAAAAGUCUUAUACCUCAGCAACCACCACGGAGGCUAUGGCCACAAAAACGCAGUCUCAGCCUCCAGGAUCAGCAGGGCUGAGCAACCAGACAGAGAAUGCGUUAAGUGAUCAUUGCACAACAAUGAAUACAUUUCUCUCCGCUGCCUUUCAGAUUCCGUUUCAACAAUAUCAUCCCUCGUAA